AUGGCCAUUGGCCUGCUCGGCUGUGUCAAGAUGGCCGAGACUAUCACAUCUUUUGCGGUCUUGCGAACAAUGCCUGUUAACACCCGCCUCCCCGAACGUUUGCUGACAGAUACUGUGCACAGCAAUCACGACGGUUGCCAAUUGACGACUACAAACGGUGCCAACCCCGCAGCGUCUUAA
Plenodomus lingam JN3 is the source of this 180-nucleotide messenger RNA. RefSeq lists its product as uncharacterized. The record is from RefSeq and is a predicted model, not a curated record. NCBI's taxonomy places the organism in Eukaryota, Fungi, Ascomycota, Dothideomycetes, Pleosporales, Leptosphaeriaceae.